CUAUUAAUCAUUCCAAGCUAUAAUUAUCCAAGCUAUCCAUUCCAAUUUUACAUUCAAUAUAAAUAUACUCCAUCAGCUUAACUAUUGAUCUCAUUUCCAAGCUAUAGACGGCUCCCGGGGGCACGACUACUACCGAACUCUAUCCCCAUUUGGCCCGUGCACCAUCCACUAGCAUCGCGCCUACGACCUACCAUCUCCCCCACCCCAAACCACAAGCUCAGGAACCAUUACCUCACCUCACCUCUCCUUAUCUUCCCCUACAAAAAACCAGACAAACCCUUAUAUAUAAAUCCACAAAGUCCACACACCAAUCCAAACACCUCACCGCGCGCCCCCAACAGCAGGGUACAAAACCCCACGAUGGACGCCUACGACCAUAUCCAGGAAUCGGCGCUGGCGCCCGAGGGGGCCUCGGCGGGGGACAACAAUAACGGUGGGAAUGGGGAGGGGAAACAGAUGGCGCAGAAUACGUUGAAUGCGGAUUUUCAGGAUGCGUAUAAGGCGAUUAGCUCGAGUCCUUGGGGGGCGAGGUUGGGGGGGUUCUUGGGGAGUGUGGUUAAGCAGGGUGAGCAUGUCUACAAAGAAGCUUCCCAAGAACUCAGCGCUGUUGGCCAAGAAGCUACCAAGGGCCUCGCAGACCUCCGAUCCUCUCUCGUUGGGCAAACCAAGAAAUCCGAAGCCAGCAUCGACGACACCACCGCCAAAGACGGCGAGACCCCCGCCGCUGACAUGCCCAGCGAAGGCGUCCUCGCCCGCCUACGCACCGAAGCCGCAAAACGACUCAAGGACAUCGAGCGCGCCGAAGAUGCCGCUGACGAAGCCCUCCUCCGUUUUGGUACCGGCCUCCGCGAUUUCCUUCGCGAGGCUGUGAGUAUCGCACCCGCUGGCACGGAGGAGGGUGGACAGGAGGGGGGAUUCGAGAGUAAAGACGCAGCGGGGAAGCGGGUGAUUCACUCAACCCGUUUCGAGGCGCAGAUGCACGCUAUCCACUGUAAUGCGGAGAGCUUCACUAAGGACUCCGAGGGGGAGGAGUGGUCGGAGUGGAGGAAGGAGUUUGAUGCCGAGGGGCGAACGGGGGAGAUUAGUGCGGAUCUGGAGAGGUUUGGGGAGUUGAGGGGGAUGAUGGAGAGUUUGGUGCCGAGGGAGAUCAAGUAUAAGGAUUUUUGGGCGAGGUAUUACUUUUUGAGGCAUAGUAUUGAGACGGCGGAGAAGAGGAGGAAGGAGUUGCUCAAGGGCGCCGCAGCAGACGCAGAGGAAGAAGUAGGCUGGGACGAAGACUCCGACGACGAAGCCGCCACCGCCUCUGCAUCCGCCUCCGCAGCCACAAAGAAUAAACCCACAUCCUCCGUCGCCUCCUCGCAGACCAUCAACCCCCCCGCCACCGCAUCGCGCGACGACUCCCGCCUCGACCCCGCAGACGCAAAGCGCCAGACUAGCGCUGACGGACGUAGCGUCGCGGACAGCGAGGCGAGCUAUGAUGUCGUUGGCGCGCGCAGCGGAGUACCGAGCGCGGCGCCGGGGAGUCCGAGGCAGGAAGGGAAGAAGGGGGAGGAGAGCGAUGAGGAUUGGGAGUAGAGGAUGCGAGGUGGGGCUGGGUUGGGUGGGGCUGGGUUGGCGUUUGGAGGUGGGGUAGGGUAUUUGGUUGUGUAGCUCGGGCGUUGGGGUGGGUAGUUGUUUGAAUGGAUGAAGUGGUAUCCCCUUCUCUGUCUCUCUCUCUCUCUCUCUCUCCGUAUUCCCAGUUCCGAGAUGCUGUGCAUCGUGUGUGUGUGAUUCGUAACCCCGCCCUUUACCUCUUCUUCCUACUAACCACCGUCUCAAACCCAUCCUCAUCAAUCUGCGGCGCCGCCCUCUCCCUCGGCGCCACCGGCUCUCCCAUCUCCACAUCAUCAUCCUCCUCCUCACCCUCACUCUCACUCUCC
Molecule: messenger RNA, 1919 nt
Organism: Pseudogymnoascus destructans
Lineage: Eukaryota; Fungi; Ascomycota; Leotiomycetes; Thelebolales; Thelebolaceae
Exons: 3
Coding region: 361-1575 (404 amino acids)
Cellular component (GO): cytoplasm
Source: RefSeq, a predicted model, not a curated record